Molecule: messenger RNA, 4407 nt
Organism: Procambarus clarkii (red swamp crayfish)
Lineage: Eukaryota; Metazoa; Arthropoda; Malacostraca; Decapoda; Cambaridae
Source: RefSeq, a predicted model, not a curated record
CCCAGUCACCACAUUCAUAGUUGUGUUUACAUGUAGUGGUACUAGCGGGAACGUCGGAGUGCAGACUGUUCCUCACUGUUGUCGCCCCUAACCCGCCCCCCUCCAUCACAACAACACUAACGUAGAGUGCUGUUCGUGUUGUAAAGAACGAGAAGCACUACACGUAUCAUAAAGAAAGACUACAUUUGGUACUUAAGCAGCAUGGGUAGAGCAGUAAUACUGACUCCAGUGAAGCGUCCUCCAGAGGUGAGCUGUGUGACUGGGCUCAGUAGUCUUGGCCAACUUAUCCUUCGGUCUUUGACAAGCUCCACCAGCUACAACAAACACCGUCUCCACCACCACGCACCUUCACACCACAAGAGAGUUGAUCCUGGUGCUUACUACAAAGAAGUAUAUUAUAGACAGUUUCAAGCUGAGCCCGAGGCCCAGCCAGGAUGCACGCAACCAUUUUCCUCCCAGAUGGUAAUGGGUGACUCAACACAAGUUGAGGGAGACAAAGUCCCGCAGCUUACCUUCACUCAGGCAGCAGAGAGAAGAGGGCUGGAAAAUACUGAGUGGUAUGUUACAGAAGGUGAUAAGGAGAUAAAUACUGAGAACAUUACUAGAAGAGAGAGUAAUGUAAAUGGACAUGGACAUGCUGAUAUCUCCACUACAUCAUUAGAUGUUUCAAUGACUUUUGGUCACAUUCCAUUGUCAGAAGCUGGUCCACUGUCAGAAGCUGGUCCAUUGUCAGAAGCUGGUCCACUGUCAGAAGCUGGUCCAUUGUCAGAAGCUGGGCCAUUGCUUGUGGAUAAGAUCAGCGACACUUUAAAAUCCAACUUUCCAUUGCAAAACUUAUCGAGAAAUGAUGCAGAAGAACACGUUACCAAUGGACAAGAAGCAAGAACUGAAAAUUUGUUUGAAACACAUGACGACCAGGAUCACAGGCACUUACAAACUCCCAGGUUUAAAUUUCAUGAUUUUUCAAAAUAUGUGAAGAAAAAAAUGAUGCCAAGGAUAAUCCAUAGAGUUUCUUACAGUGAAGAUGAUAAUCAAGAUGUUAUUGACUUAGAAGCAACACCUCAAGAUAAUUUGAUGUUGGUUCAACAGCUUCAAGAGUACCCUAAUAUUUCUCACAGUGAAAUUAGUAAUAUGCACAAUAUUUAUAAGAAAAAUACAAAUGAAAAUGCAUUUGAAGUUCCUCUGUUUGAUCUCUCCCUUUCACCAAUUUUAGGCUCAAGUCCUAUAAGUGACACUGAUAUCUUGGUUCACUCUGCUCCAGAAAGUCUUAUGAACUCAAUUGUGGUACCAGAAGUCGAUAUAAAAGAUUCUUCGGAAAAUGAGAAUAGAGAUAUAGCAAAGAAGAGAGAGAGCGAAUUAGAUGCAAAGUGUGAUAGUGAUAUAUGUGGAGACCGUAUUUCUGCUCCUACAACCCGUGGCUCAAGCUUGGCUGAUCAUGUUCUCCCAGAAUUAAAUAUUGUGAGAGUAAAUAAUGCAGAUGAAGAGAGUGAAUUUUUGUUAGAUAGUAAGACUGAUGGCAAAGGUGUAGAAUAUGUACAACACACUGAUAAUGUCGAGAAAUUGACAGUGGUUCCAGUAACAGUUUUAGAUGCUGGUUGUGAUGUUAGUUGUGUAACUGAUGAUGAAUGUCCCCCCAAAAAACUAAAAAGCCAAGUAAAUGAGCCCUCUAGUAGUUUAUGCUUGAUACCUAUCAGUGAGGAUAAUAGAAAUACUAAAAUCAAAGAUUUUCGACCCAAUUUUGACAAAUGCCCACAUAUAUAUGAUAUAAAUAGUAAUGACAGAACCCUGUCCAAGUACAAAUCAGAUGACAAAGCAUCCAAUUGCAUUCAAAUAAAUGAACAAGACCACAGUAUGGAGAUCACAAGUGAAACAGCUGUAAAGAAAAUUUCCUCAAGCUGCAAUAACAGGAGUACAGGUAACACACAUGAUGGUCAACACAACAAUCUUUGUCCACCUUCAGGAAAACCUAUGUUCAAGGUUCCUUUUAAAAAGAUUUCCGAAUCGCCAAUAGUUGGCUACCCUUUAAACAGGAAGAACAUCACCUCUACUCCUAAAGGUAUCAACCAAGAUAAAGUUAAAGUGAAAGAUUUUAGCAGAUAUGGACAAGACUAUUCCCCUGGUUGUACCGAAGGUUCUGCUAUCACCAAAGGAAGGAAAGACUAUGUACCUCCUGCUCGUCUUCAGUCUCUUUGUGGACAUCAGAAGUUGUCUGCUGUAGAGCAUAAGUACACAGGAACAGAAGCAUCUUCCUUCAAAUCUGGUAACUCUUCUAUAUUAAAGAAGCUGGUGUUUAAACCAAAAUUUGUACAAGAAAAUCAUGAUUUUAAAACGCAUAGUCCCAAUAAGAAAAUUACUCGUAAAUUUGUAAAGUUCCCCAAUUCUUUACAGAUUACUGAUAGUGCAGAAAUCAAAUCAAGUAAAAUAGAAAAAGAUAGUGUAGUUAAAUUGAAUCGAAAGAUGGGGGAUCAUUCUGCAUUUCCUUGCCAACGUUUUAAGAAACCCAGUUUUCCUACAAAUAUUCCUUGGGAAAAAUCUAAAAAUUCUUUGGAGCUUAAAAACAUGGUAAUUAACUUAUCUGAAGCAGAAAAUAAACCAGAUGGAGCAUGUGGCAUUCUUGCUCUAGAGAGAAUGGAAGACGUCAACAAAAACGGUGCCACGGAAACACUGAACAAGACUUCUUUACCCACCACAAGUGACAGUAAUUUAAAAAAUAUAUCAAAGAGAAAAUCCACAAGUUAUAAUCUUGUGAAUGAAGAAAUUGAUGUAACAGAUAAAUACAUUUUAACUGAGACAACUCAGAAAGGCACUUUAGUAUUGCAACAAAGUUUAAAAUGUAAGAAUUUACAAGACUCUACGAUUGAUUUAGUAGAUGACUUCAAUUCAGAUCAAAGAAUCAAUUCAGAUCGAAGAAAGAACGCAAAUGUACGCAUGUCAUCAAAAAAGAGUAAUUUCUUUCCAAAGAAGAGGAAAGCUGAAGACAACAUAGAUAAAAAAAGGGAUUCGGUAGGAAUGAAAAAAGGGAAGAAGACCUACAAUGAAGAAAAGCAAUUAUUUGGAGAGGGAGGCCACAGAACAAUGAACCAGAAAAAUGUAAAACUCAUGUCUGCAGAGAAAACUAAAUGUAAACCCAAAACUAAAAAGAAUGACAAGAGCCCCAUAAGACAGUGUCAUAACAAUAGUCUGGUAGUCAAUAAACAAAAGCAAAUUAAGAAAUGUAGAAAGGAAGCCAAGACAUCAUUCAGCACUGACAACACUGAAGCCCCAACAGACUUGCCCCAGGUGUGUGGCCCAAGACAUACACUAGGUUGUGACUCAGAGUUGUGUGCUGUAUUGGAGUACAUCAAUGCCUCCUGUGAGGUCUGCUUCACUCUCAUGUAUAGAGAUGGCUCCACACAACUUAGAGAGAGAGUGGGAGGAAGUGUGCACCACUCGGGAAGUGGUCAAGUGACUGGCUUUGCUGUGAGAAUAGUUUGGGGAGUAGAGGCAGCACCUCCUUCCUACCUUCUACCUCAAGCUCAUGAUGCAGUGAAUGUUCAGAAGACCAACCUUGAGUCAAAUGGAGACUUGGCUAUGUGUAAUGUAACCGACUUUGCCACACGUGACGCAGGAGAGACUGCCAUACAUGCUGCCGGAGAGACUUCCAUAUGUGAUGCAGGAGAGACUGCUACACAUGAUGCAAGAGAGACUGUUACACAGGUUGCAGGAGACUCGGCCACGCUGGAUGCUGGAGACUCGGCCACACGUGAUGCAGGAGACUUGGCCACACGUGAUGCAGGAGACUCGGCCACGCUGGAUGCAGGAGACUCGGCCACACGUGAUGCAGGAGACUCGGCCACACGUGAUGCAGGAGACUCGGCCACACGAGAUGUAGGAGACUCGGCCACGUGUGAUGUAGAAGACACAGCCUUGUAUAAUACAGGAGACUUGGCCACAUCUGAAGAAAAAUGUAAAGCAUCAACUGAAGAUGUAUGCACAGGCAGCAAAAUUACUCCCAGUAAAGUGAAAAACAUUCCCAAAGAAUUAACUGUUGUUUACAAAGUUUCUGUUUGGACCAAUAUCAGCAAAGUAAAAAUUAGUGGCAUCUCUCAAAUCUGGACCGCCCCUAUAAAGGAUCCUUCUAAACAUUGGACCAAAUUUGGCCUCGGGAUCUUCCCUUUGACAUUUUCAGACAGUCCAGAUUUCAGAGAGGACCCAUUUGCACUCCAGAUCAUUAGGCAAAAUUCAGAACCUGGCCCUCCCCAGAGACACAGGGAGAGAUCGACAAUCUGCCACCCCACUGGAAAAAGCCUCCAGAAAGUAGUUAGUGAAGCUAUACUGGCAACUGGAGAAUUCACAGAACAUGAAGUUGCAAAUUGUCAUUCAACUCCACAAAUGAUGUACAUGGGACAAAAGAUUCGUGCACUCUAG